Messenger RNA from Paramuricea clavata, 804 nucleotides. Lineage: Eukaryota; Metazoa; Cnidaria; Anthozoa; Malacalcyonacea; Plexauridae. The record is from the annotation of a GenBank genome assembly.
AUGUCAUAUCAAGGCAUUCGGCAACAGUUUAUUCUACCAGCGUCCCCAUGGUGGGGUGGCUUUUACGAGCGACUCGUCCGGACAGUUAAGGGUUGUUUAAAGAAGACUCUCGGGAGAGCAUAUACGACAUUCGAAGAGCUGCAGACAAUCUUGUGCGAAGUAGAAGUGGCAAUCAACAAUCGGCCACUUACGUAUGUCAGCGAGGAUGAUUUGGACGAACCUUUGACGCCAUUCCACCUGAUGUACGGUCGAGGCUACUGCAAUCGGAUGAAAAACACGGAUACCAUACUUACGGCGAGCCUUGGACAGUACAAACAGCGGUUGAAACACUUACGGAAAAUAUUGAGAGAUUGUUGGACGCGGUUUCGAAAAGAAUAUUUGAACGAGCUGAGACAAAUGAACCUCUACCGGAAAAGGAAAACCAAUACGCGAGGUCUGACCGUUGGUGAUGUUGUUUUGAUUAAAGAGGAUGAACCAGCACCUCGGGCACAGUGGAGGAUUGGAAGAGUCUUGCAGCUGGUGAAAGGACGUGAUGGACUGGUCAGGGGAGCUAAAUUGAAGGUUCUAUCAAAGGGUGGAGCUCAGUCGUCGGUUCACAGACCGUUACAAAAGCUAAUACCUUUCGAGAUCGUCCAGGAUGACGUCGACAAGCAUAAAGGGGAUGACAAUGAUAGGAACGCAGAACAGCAUAACACGACUGAGACCGAGUCAAGAGCGGAUGAGCGAAAAGGAAGUAGAAGACCAACGAGGAAGGCAGCGAUCGAUGGAGAAAACUUGCGGAGAAUUCGCGAACAGUAUACAUAG